Messenger RNA from Striga asiatica, 5922 nucleotides. Lineage: Eukaryota; Viridiplantae; Streptophyta; Magnoliopsida; Lamiales; Orobanchaceae. The record is from the annotation of a GenBank genome assembly.
CUUUUGUCUAUAAAAUGUGCCUUCCCAUUUGUCUUCACAGUGGCAUGAGCUAAAUAAGGAUAGACAGGUACUCAAAAUGCCACUAUCAUAUAAGCUGUGCCUUAUAACAACACAGUUUUAGUACUCUAGCUGAUUUUUAACAACUUUUGUGUCUGAAAGCAGCCGGCAGAUCAGAUCACUAGCUGUUCGAAACUCCUGACAAAAUUUUAACUUAGGUACAAUGAUAAUUCUCAGGAUAAGUUUCUUCCUGGUUUUGUUGUGUAUCGAGCUUUUAUCUUCUUCAUACGCUGCAACAGACUCGAACACGUAUGUGGUCCACAUGGACAUGUCCAGAAUUGAAUCUUUAAACAAUUUCCCUCCAAAAUCUCCCGAAAAAUGGUACGAACAACUAAUCGAGUCCAUCAACAUUGCCUCAGAAGAUAUAAGUCCAAAUGCUCAACUCCUCUAUGUUUACGAGGACAUAAUCUCAGGCUUUUCGGCAAAACUCUCCACAAAACACCUCAGAUCCUUAAAAAAAGUCGAUGGCUUCCUCUCCGCCACCCGGGACGAACUACUCCAACUCCACACGACACACUCCCCUCGUUUUCUCGGGCUUCAGGAGAAAACGGGACUGUGGAGUUCCAAAAAUCUGGCCCAAGAUGUAAUUAUCGGGAUAAUCGAUACAGGAAUAUGGCCCGAGCACCUGAGUUUUUCUGGGUCGGGCCUACCUCCCGUGCCUUCCCGCUGGAAAGGUAAAUGCCAGCCGGGCCCGAAAUUCCCUGCCUCGAAAUGCAACAGAAAGCUCAUUGGCGCUGGCGCAUUUUACAAAGCGUACGAAGCCAUUGCCGGAAGAAUAAACGAGACGUUAGAUUACAGGUCGGCUCGCGACUCUCAGGGCCACGGCACGCAUACUGCUUCAACCGCAGGUGGCAAUCUAGUAAAAGGCGCCAACUUUCUAGGCCUGGCCAAGGGAAAAGCUGCUGGCAUGAGGUACACGGCUCGACUGGCGGCAUACAAAGCAUGUUACACGUUGGGGUGCACGAGUUCCGAUAUAUUAGCUGCCAUGGAGAAGGCAUUGGCAGAUGGUGUAGAUAUUCUGUCACUCUCUUUGGGAGGUGCGCCUAAGCCAUAUUAUUUGGACAAUAUUGCCAUUGGAGCAUUUGGUGCCGUGCGUAGAGGAGUUAGCGUUGUUUUGUCGGCUGGGAAUGGAGGCCCGUUUGGCGGUACAGUCAGCAAUGCAGCCCCGUGGAUGAUGACAGUUGGCGCCAGCUACACGGACCGCCGGUUUUUUACCCGAGUCCGGUUGGGUGACGGGCGGGUUUUCACGGGCUCCUCGUUGUAUACGGGCAAACCAACUAAGAUGUUACCAUUGGUGUAUGGAGAAAGCAGAGAAGCCCAGCUUUGCACCAGCAGCUCCCUGUCUCCAAAACAGGUCGAGGGCAAAAUCGUCAUUUGCGACAGAGGAGGAGCCAACGGCCGAGUCUCGAAAGGCGAAGUCGUGAAGUCGGCCGGUGGGGCCGGCAUGAUCCUCGCCAACGACCAAAUCCGAGGCGAAGAACUCUUCGCCGACCCGCACAUUCUACCCGCCACGUCACUCGGAGCAUCCGCAUCGAAUGCCGUCAAAAGUUACACGUCAUCAUCAUCAUCGUCAUCAUUCCCCACGGCCGCCAUUGAGUUCUUGGGCGACGUGUACGAAAACCGAGCGCCUGUCAUGGCCGCAUUCUCCUCCCGUGGGCCCAGCCUGGUCGGGCCCGACAUCGUCAAGCCCGACGUGACUGGCCCGGGAGUGGACAUCCUCGCCGCAUGGCCCGAGAAUCUCAGCCCAACUGAGCUCGACUCGGACAAAAGGCGCGUUCGGUUCAAUAUACUUUCCGGAACUUCCAUGUCGUGCCCCCACGUGAGUGGGCUGAUCGGGCUUUUGAAGUCCGUGCACGCCAGCUGGUCACCGGCCGCGUUGAAAUCGGCCCUGAUGACAACGGCCCGGGCCCACGACUCGAUGAACGGGCCCAUUUCCGAUGCGGCGUUCAACGGGUCGGGUUUUGCGGGCCCGUUUGAAUUCGGGUCGGGCCAUGUGGAUCCGGAGCAGGCUUCUGAUCCGGGCCUGGUUUACGAUAUCUCGACCGAGGACUAUCUGGAUUACUUGUGCAGCCUGAACUACACCUCUGCACAAAUCAGGGUUUUUGCUGGUGGGGCUGCAUUUGCUUGCUCUGAUAAGCCUCCUAGUGACUUAAACUACCCUUCUUUUGCAGUAAAUUUAAGUAAAAACGGUGGGAAUUUUACUGUGGCUUACAUGAGGAGGACAGUUACAAAUGUUGGGAGUAAAGAGAGUUAUUAUUCUGUGAGGGUGGUUGAGCCAGAUGGGGUUCAUGUUGUUGUUCAGCCUGAAGUUCUUGAAUUUAGAGAAUUAGGAGAGAACUUGAGUUAUAGUGUGAGUUUUAUGGCACAAAGAGGUGAAGGGAUUAAUGUUGUGUAUACAGAUUUUUCAUUUGGGUCUUUAGAGUGGGUUUUUGGCAGGUAUUCUGUUAGGAGUCCUAUUGCUGUGACUUGGCUAACGCUGAUUUCUCGGAUUUUCAGGAAUAACAGUUCUGAUCCUCAAUCANCUCACCCAUUCGCCCACUCCCCUUCCGGCCACCUGAACUACCCUUACCCUCCCCUUUCCGGCCACCCCCCACCGGAUUAUGGCCCUUACCCUCCUUACCAGUACCCGCCUUACUCGGGCCCACAUUCUCAUCCUCCUGCCCAGGCCCAGCCCACCCUCCAGACCUACAGCAGCUUCCAGGGCUCGUUCCACUACCUCAACCACCAGCUGUCGGGCCAGCUUCACCCUCCCCCCGACUCUCAAUCCGAAGUGGGCCCACCGAGGCCCAAUAACAACGAUCCGCCCUCCAUUUCCGAAUCGUCGGUGAACAAUCAUUCUCCGAACUACCCCUCCAUUUACCCGCCCAUCGACGACCAGAUUUCGGGCCUUCAUUUAUCCGAAAGCCCGAGCAAACCGUCCGCCCCAGCCUCUCCCCCGGCCCCUUCAGCCGACCCCCCUCAGAAAUUCCACUCGGGCCCACUACCAAUGACCGGCAGCAACCAUCACAGGCCCGGGACAUUUCCCGGGCUCCAAAGUAACUCCUUCUCGGGCCCAACGGGCCGAAUGGAGUUGGGCUUCGGCUUGGGCUCGCAAGACAAUGUCCCGUACAGCGGUAACAACAUGCAGCUCGUGCAUGUCCCGUCACUCAAGACAUCUCUAAAAGUUCUACUUCUGCACGGGAACUUGGACAUUUGGGUGCACGAAGCUAAAAACCUCCCGAACAUGGAUAUGUUUCACAAGACUCUUGGAGACAUGUUCAAUAAGCUUCCGGGCAAUGUGGGCAGCAAAAUCGAGGGGCAGAUGAACCGGAAGAUCACGAGCGACCCGUACGUAUCGAUAACGAUAAUGGAGGCCACGCUUGGGAGGACUUACGUUAUAAGCAACGACGAGAAUCCCGUCUGGAAUCAGAACUUCAUAGUCCCUGUGGCCCAUAGUGCGGCCGAGGUUAAUUUCGUCGUGAAGGAUAAUGAUGUGGUGGGGUCGCAGCAUAUAGGGACUGUGUCAAUCCCUGUCGAGCAUAUAUAUGGAGGGGGUACUGUUCAGGGGUUUUUCCCCAUUCUUAAUGCGAGUGGAAAACCGUGCAAGGCAGGGGCUGUUUUGAGCCUCUCGAUACAGUAUUACCCGAUCGAGAAAUUGAGUGCUUAUCGUAAUGGGAUUGGGGCGGGUCCCGAUUAUGUGGGCGUUUUGGGUACGUAUUUUCCUCUCAGGCGAGGUGGGUCCGUGACACUGUACCAGGACGCGCAUGUACCGUCAAAUUCCCUCCCGAACCUGAAGCUCGACAACGGGAUGCAUUAUAUUCACGGGAAGUGCUGGCGUGAUAUAUUUGACGCGAUACGGCACGCGCGUCGGUUGAUUUAUAUCACGGGGUGGUCUGUGUGGCAUAAAGUUAGGCUCGUUAGGGAUGAUAAUUCGGUGUCUGAUUAUACGUUGGGCGAGCUUUUGAAGUCGAAAUCGCAGGAAGGAGUGAGGGUGCUGCUGCUCGUGUGGGAUGAUCCUACGUCGAGAAGCAUACUGGGAUACAAAACCGAUGGAGUCAUGCAAACUCAUGAUGAAGAAACUCGCCGUUUUUUCAAACAUUCUUCUGUUCAAGUGCUGCUUUGUCCUAGAGUGGCUGGAAAGCGUCACAGUUGGGUAAAGCAGAGGGAAGUUGGGGUCAUUUACACGCACCACCAGAAAACUGUUGUGGUCGAUGCUGAUGCAGGAAACAACAGACGAAGAAUUAUAGCUUUCUUGGGAGGGCUCGAUUUAUGUGACGGCCGAUAUGAUACUCCCGAGCACCCUAUAUUUAGAACUCUGCAAACUUUGCACUCAGAUGACUAUCACAACCCAACUUACGCGGGAAAUGUGGCUGGUUGUCCGAGAGAACCAUGGCACGAUCUGCACAGUAAGAUUGACGGGCCUGCAGCAUACGAUGUUUUGUCUAAUUUCGAGGAGCGGUGGCUAAAAGCCUCAAAGCCUCACGGGAUUAAAAAACUCAAGAUUUCGUACGAUGAUGCUUUGCUUCGGAUAGAAAGAAUGCCCGAAAUAUUGGGAUUGUCCGAUGCUCCAUGCGUGAGUGACGAAGAUCCUGAGGGUUGGCAUUGCCAGAUUUUCCGUUCCAUUGACUCGAAUUCUGUCAAAGGCUUCCCAAAGGAUCCUAAAGAGGGGACAAUGCGGAACUUGGUAUGUGGAAAGAAUGUUCUUAUAGACAUGAGCAUUCACACGGCAUAUGUGAAGGCCAUUCGUGCUGCACAACACUUCUUAUACAUUGAAAAUCAGUAUUUCAUCGGGUCAUCAUACAAUUGGAACCAAUACAAAGAUGUCGGUGCUAAUAAUUUGAUCCCAAUGGAAAUCGCGCUAAAAAUAGCCGAAAAAAUAAGAGCCCAUGAGAGAUUCGCUGCUUAUAUCGUCAUACCUAUGUGGCCGGAAGGCAAUCCUACAGGAGCCGCCACACAGAGGAUCUUAUUCUGGCAGAAUAAGACAAUGCAAAUGAUGUAUGAAACUAUAUACAAAGCUUUGGUGGAGGUCGGGCUCGAGGAUGCUUAUUCGCCGCAAGAUUAUUUGAAUUUUUACUGCCUUGGAAAUCGUGAGGCUGUCGAAGCUAAUGAUUUUUCUGAGACUCAACCUCCCACAAAUAAUCCUCAGGGACUCAGCCGAAAAAACCGUAGAUUCAUGAUUUACGUUCACUCGAAAGGGAUGAUUGUGGACGAUGAGUAUGUGAUAUUGGGGUCUGCAAACAUUAAUCAACGCUCUAUGGAGGGCACUCGAGACACUGAGAUUGCAAUGGGAGCCUAUCAACCUCACCACACGUGGGCUCGAAAACUAUCGAGCCCUCAAGGACAGAUUUACGGAUACAGAAUGUCUUUAUGGGCCGAGCAUCUUGGGUUCUUGGAGGAGUGCUUUACUCGGCCCGAAUCCCUUGAAUGUGUUCGGCGUGUAAGGUCAAUGGGGGAGACUAACUGGGAACAAUAUGCAUCACCCGACAUAACAGAGAUGAGGGGACAUUUACUUAAAUACCCUGUCGAGGUUGACCGACAGGGAAAAGUCAAACCUCUUCCGGGUAGCGAAACUUUUCCGGACGUCGGUGGGAAUAUAGUCGGCUCGUUUCUUGCGAUACAAGAAAAUCUAACUAUUUAAGGUAAUGUACAAAAACUCAACAAUGGAUAUCUCAGUUUUUUUUCUGUACUGUUGUAUAGAGAAUGGUUGGUGGUGAGUAAAAGGCCAUUUUUUCUGCUAUUUGUAAAGUUUUGUUGUUCUUGAUAUGUAAUUGUGGACUUGGACACAAAUUCUGUAUAUAUUAUUGUGAUCUUGUUUUGUUUGAGCAAGUUGGAUGAUGUAAAAUCUUUUUCCUGUUCUUGUGGAAUUUUUGAGACAAUUAAUACACC